AGUAAAAGCAAUGACGGACCAAGAAUAUGCUGUAUGGAGUCUGACAGAGGAAGGAAAAACUUUUCUGGCUAAGUAUAUCACUAGUACGGAUGCGGAUAUGAUGGAGCAUGUUUUGGGUGCUAUUAGUAAUUCUUCACAUACCAACCCUUCAUCUGAUGCUCAAAUCGAUUUGACCUCUAAUUUAGGGAUUGAAGAUACUGAGCAGAGGAAAACUAAAAGAAGUCGAGAAGAUGGUUCAAUUGAGAAUCAUAAUCCACAUACACUUAAUUCAACCACUACCCAUAAUAAUCCUAUCUAUCAAGCAGAGGAAAACAAAGAGUAUGGUGAAAUCCCUACAGAGCAUAUGAUGGAGUACCAAAGCAGUAAUGGAGAGGAUAAUCGCGCAAGAGCAAUUCAUAGCUCAGCAACUGAUCUCUCUGGGACAAACACACAGAUUCACUAUGGGAAUCCUGCAAUUAUUCACCAGAUGACUGCCUUAUCUUUGCAAAGGCUAAUAUACAAGGUGCUAGGCAGGAUAAAAUCAUUAAGAACUUCAGUAAGUAUAGUGGUCAAUCCAUAAAUUAUGAGAAAUCAGGUAUGGCUUUUUCUCCUAAGAUGGAUAGUCAAGUUAAGAAUCAUAUUGCUAGUAUCCUGAAUAUUAAAACUCCAGAUCUAAAGGAAAAAUAUUUAGGAGUUCCAAUUCUCAUUCAACGCAAUAAAAUGGAAACUUUUAGUCAUCUCCCAGAUAGAUUUCUGGAUAGACUUGCUAGUUGGAAGGGUAAGAACAUGAAUCAGCCUACUAGGACUGUAAUGGUUCAGUCUGUAUUAGGUACUUUAACUUCUCAUCAUUUAGUUGUUUUUCCAAUGCCAAAAAAAACUUACAGACAAAAUGAGAUGGAAUUCAGAGGAACUGUUGGUGGAACAAAAAUCAUGGUGCUAAAGGUUUGUUUGUUAAGAAAUGAGAGUCUGUAGUUAAGUCCAAAGCCUUAGGAGGUCUUAAUAUUAAAAAAACAGCUCAGUUAAAUAGUGCUCUCCUUGCAAAACUUGCUUGGAGGAUGCUCACUGAGACUGAUGCUGAAUGGGUAAAAAUUUUGAGUUCCAAAUAUUUCCUAAACAACAAUCCUCUCCAUGCUUUUACUGAAGAUGAGAGUUGGAUAUGGAAAGGAAUUUGUAGAUUCCUUGAUAUCAUAAAGAAGCAUUAUUGUUGGAAGGUUGGGAAUGGAAAAAAGAUAUCUAUUUGGAAGGAUAUCUGGGUUCCAACCAUAGCUGCUCCUCUUUCUUCUAGAUUUAGGUCCAGCAAUAUGGUUGCUGUUGAUCAACUUAUGAUACCUAAUAGUACAAAGUGGAACGUUGAAAUCUUGCAUGCUCUGUUUGAUAGUAGUACUGUUACAGAAAUUUGUAAGAUUAGAAUUCCUCCAAGUGGUGAGGAUAGAUUGAUCUGAAAACCUACUGAAAAUGGUUUAUUUAUUUUUAAGAGUGCUUACAUAGUUAUUGAUGUCACAGGUAAUACUCACUCCCCAACUGAUGGUCCCAGUAAUUUUCCAUGGAAGUUGUUCUGGAAACUGAAUAUCUCCCAAAAAAUUUUGCAUUUUCUUUGAAAAUGUGUCCAUAGUUGUUUACCAUUUAGGGAAAGAUUAGCAAGGCACAUGCAUAAUAUUGACACCACUUGUCCUUUAUGUAACAGGGAAACUGAAACCUUAAAUCACUUAUUUCUGGAGUGCCAUGUGACCAAAGAAAUUUGGGAUCCUAUGGAUGUUACAAAUAGGAACAUCAAAUUAGGUCAAAACAUGUUGGACUGGGUUACUAGUUGGUUCAGUAACGGUAGUGGUAAUAAUGCAAAUUUGUGUCACUCUAAGUUGGUCUGUAUAACUAAUGUGUUUGGCAUGUUUGGAAAAUGAGAUGUGCAGGUUUUUUUGACAACUACCAGGUGCUGGUCAAUGCUACAGUACAACAGAUCAAGAAAUCCAUCUUGGAUUGGAAUGAAUAUGUAGCAAAAAUAACUGCUAAUCACAGUCAGGUUUCUUCAAAGGGGCCUGGUGUAUCCCAGCAGUAGCAGAAGAUGCAAAACAGGAUGAAGCAUUGGCAGUUUUCGAGGCAGUACAAAUAGCAAUACGAAGUGGCAUAACUAAUAUUCAUCUGGAAGGAGACCGUACCAAUGUUAUCAAUGCACUAAAAGGAUAAAUUGGAGUUGUUAAGUGGACAAAUAAUGCAAUCAUUAGGGAUUGUCUUGAAUUACUAAAACAUUUUAAUAAUUGGAUGAUUACAUAUGUACCCAAAGACAUAAAUUGUGCGCCUGACUUGCUACCAAUAGAUGCAGCUUCAGUGGCAUCUAGUUUUUCUUGGAUUAAUGAAGCCUCCCAGUGGCUAAGUUCUCUUAUUAUUGAGAAACUCCAUGUAUCAGAAAUUUAA
Molecule: messenger RNA, 2388 nt
Organism: Papaver somniferum (opium poppy)
Lineage: Eukaryota; Viridiplantae; Streptophyta; Magnoliopsida; Ranunculales; Papaveraceae
Exons: 3
Coding region: 11-559 (182 amino acids)
Source: RefSeq, a predicted model, not a curated record